This is a messenger RNA of Bolinopsis microptera, 2201 nucleotides long. Its product is annotated as protein FAM135B-like. The record is from RefSeq and is a predicted model, not a curated record. Bases 1 to 1185 code for a protein of 394 amino acids. The transcript is spliced from 8 exons. NCBI's taxonomy places the organism in Eukaryota, Metazoa, Ctenophora, Tentaculata, Lobata, Bolinopsidae.
AUGGGUUCUAACUCCACAUUCUACACGACAACAGAGGAAACGCACAACCUCCUAUUAGUAGAUCUGGAACCCUCCGCACGCAACCCAAACCUCCCCAUUCAGCCCACCAUCACCAUCCAACCCACUUCCUCCACAGAUCGACCCACCAGGCCUCGUCCACCUAACUUCACCGAAGUAUCCCUCAUCCCUGAGAAUCACAAGACAAUAAACGAUCUGGCGAGAAAAACCAUACGUUUGUUAAAGUCGGAGGUAACGCAUGUGAACUUUGAACAAGCGAGGAGGGAUCUCAUCGGGUCUAGUUUAAUGGAGUCAAUGUAUUUCCUGACUGAUACUGAAGGCUCGAGAAUGAUGGCGACAACAUACUCCCCUUCGCCUCACCUGGUGGUGUGCGCGCACGGACUGGAAGGAGCAUCUAACGACCUCAGACAAGUCCGCAUAUUCCUUCAAGCGGCCCUUCCCAAGAGCGACCUGCACUUCUUAAUGUCGGACGCAUACAUGGAGGACACGUAUCAGGAUAUAAAGGAAAUGGGAAGACUAUUAGCGGACGAUAUCGUCCAGACGAUAAUCUGCUCCCCAAAACCGUACGAAAGAAUCAGUUUUAUCGGCCACAGUCUGGGCACACUGGUGGUGAGGGCUGCGUUACAAGAUCCUCUUUUGGAGAGAUACACCUCCAAAUUCCACACAUUCCUCAGCUUGUCAGGUCCUCAUCUAGGAAUGAUGUACUCGCCCAGCUACCUGGUUAAUGGAGGACUGUGGCUAAUGCAGCGACUCAAAGCUGGAAAAUCCCUUCAGCAGAUCGCAAUGAAAGACAGUAGCGAUAUAAAGCAAACGUACGUGUACAAGCUGAGUUGUAAUGAUAAACUCCACCACUUCACCAACAUCGUCCUCGUUUCUUCUCAACAGGACAGAUACGUGCCAUUCCACUCGGCUCGAAUAGAGAUCUGUAACGACGCGAAGAGAGACUACAGCUACAAUGGUCACGUCUACAGAGAGAUGGUCCACAACAUCGUACAACCCAUGAUAGACAACCCUAAUUGUAGUAUAUCAAGGUACAGUAUCCAGUACGCCCUGGAACAGGGCUCCGCUAACUCCAUGAUUGGUCGAGCUGCCCACAUAGCUUGUCUAGAUUCAGAGGUUUUUCUCAACAAGUUCUUCUCGGUCAUGGGAUGGAAAUUCUUCGUGUGAUCACGUGACUAUGUGAAGUUUUAUCGUUUACAUGAUUUUGUCGUGAUAUCACGUGAUUAUGAGUCUUUUUGACUGUUUGAGAUUUAUUAGAUCUUAUAUUUGUAGGUACGCCAUGAAUAUUGAAGUCAUAAGGGGCCAUCUACUUAGGACGUCCGGCAAAUUGGGAGGAGGGUGGUUUUGGAAUUUCGGAAAAAUCCGGACAGGGGGAGGGGGGAUGGUUUCUGAAAAUCCGGACGUCCGGAAAUUUUGGCAGAAUUAACGAAAAAGUGAUUGGCGAUUUUGGCGGUCGUCCUAAGUAGAUGGCUCCUAUACUUUUGAUAGAUGUCAUACCAAAAAGCCAAAGAGCGUUCUUAGACUCAUAUAGUUGCCAAUUUUGUUGAAUUAGUACUUGAUUAAGUGCCGAUUAAGAUUUAAGUUCGUUUAUAAACCGUCUCUUGAUAUAUGCUAUGAUUGCAAGAACACCUUUCAGUGUCUUAUAAUGGAAUACAUGUGUCAAGAAAAUUAAGUUUAAAAAAAUGUGAUUUAUAAGUUUGUCAGAAUAUGUAGGAAUUAGGAAUGGAUUAACUAUUGAAUUUGACAUCAUUUUCUAUUCGGUUUUGAAUUUUCCAAGAAUAAACACAAUGGAGUAAAGUUUAUGUUCUUGACGCGUUAUAUACGCAAUCAAUUUCCUGCACUUUUAUGGACCCCACCAUUGCCUAUUGUAACGUGUUAAAGGAUCUUAAAGAAUACAGAAAUUUCAAGCAGAAACAUUAGUCAUCUGUGAAACUGAUAAUGUCGGGGGAAUUGUGUGAACAAAUGUGAUAGCAAUAGAUUACUUACUAUUGUGGUUGUGUUAUUUUAGGGUCAAUAGUUGUAUCCGCUUUUCAAUUAUUUAGACGUUUGUUUUAGAAACAAGAUGAUCACAUUUAGUUAUUUUAAAGUUUUAAUAAAAGAUUCGUUUCUUGUUAAGUUAUUCUGAUUCAAUCUUUUGAUUUUUAGUUGCUUUGUGUGAAUGGCGGAUUGUAUCCUCUUUUCAA